AUGUACAUCACUCUCUACUUCAUCGUCACCCGCCUCCCUGACUCUCUUCGCGCAGUCAGGGACCACUUUCUCGCCCUUGACCCCACAGACCUCACUGUCGACGAGCUCAAGAAGCACCUCCUUGCAGCUGAGACUAGCAUAGUCGCUGUAGGUGCUGCUCGUGGCACUCCUCGCACUCCCUUCUUUGAGGGGUGUUCCCCCUCCCCCCUUGCCCCUCCUACACUUCUACUGCUGCUGUUGACUUCCUUGGUGCUGAGGAGGUUGGGGCUGCGUCUGCUCCUAGUGGGAGGCGCCACAGCGGCAAGGGAAAGGGAGGCAAGAGUAGUGGAGGUGGCGGCAGGGGAGGCGGUGAUGGGGUUGGUUGCGGCGGUGGAGGUGGCGGUGGUGGCGGUGGGAGUGGUGGCGGGAGUGGGGGCGUCGGUGGCGGCGGUGGUGUCAGCGGUGGGAGUGGUGGCGGCGGUGGUGGCGGCAGUGGGAGUGGUGGUGGUGGUGGUGGCAGCAGUGGGAGUGGUGGCGGCGGCAGUAGUGGCGGUCGGAGUGGAGCCGUUCAGAGGGGAGGUUCUGGCGGUGGCCAGAGGCAGCAGCAGCAGCGUCCGCGCGAGACCCUUACGCCCCAGCAGCUUCGUGAGUGGUUUGCUCAGCGUGGGGCGUCUGGGGGUAGUGUUCGCUGCCCGUACGUCAUUCGCACAGGUGACCGCGCUGGUCAGACAUGCGGGAAGGUUGGUCACUCGGAGAACCGCUGCUUCUCCCGUCUUGACGACGCUUGGCGCGCAGAGUUUCCUAACGCAGCUGAGCUCCCCCGCUUGCUAG
Molecule: messenger RNA, 810 nt
Organism: Closterium sp. Yama58-4
Lineage: Eukaryota; Viridiplantae; Streptophyta; Zygnematophyceae; Desmidiales; Closteriaceae
Source: the annotation of a GenBank genome assembly